CUUGAGCCGUCACAACCACCCGGCGCGAUCGAUAUCGUAAACAUGGCGGACCAAAAACCAUGGGCUGAUGGGCCAUUCGAGCUCAUCAGCAGCACUCGCGCUGGCUCCAAGAAAGGCGUAAAGACAGCAGGAGCGAACCGCAUGGCCGAGGACAUGACUAUCAUCCACAACCUUAUCAUCCGGAUCCUCAACACAGUCUACCUGCAAUGCGUCAACGUGGAGAAGUCCCCCAACGACAUCCAAGACUUUGUGUCGUAUGCGAUAGAGUGGGCCAAAAUGGUGGAGGAGCACCACCAUACUGAGGAGGAGACCGUCUUCCCCCAGAUCGAACGGCUGGCGGGUGUGCCGGGGUUGAUGCAGGCCAACGUCGCGCAGCACGAAGCUUUCCACGAAGGCUUACAUGCGUAUAUGGGCUACCUGGAAAAGGUGCACAAGAGCGAUGAGGCUUACAGCGGAGAGAGACUCAGAAGCAUCAUCGACUCAUUUAUGCCCACCCUGCGGCAGCAUUUGAGUGACGAAAUCGACACACUGUUGAAGCUGGGGGAUUAUGACCGCGACUGGGAGGCGUGGUUCGAGAAGCUCGUCAAGGAGCUGCUUGCGAAAAGAGGCGACCCCAAUCUCAAGACGACUACAAUUCCACUUCUCCUCACAAACCGAGACACGACGUUUGAGGACGGUAUUUAUGCGUGGUGGCCUCCGCUACCGUGGUUCGUGCCGUUAAUGAUGCGGUGGUUUCUUAUCCCCACACACAAGAACUGGUGGCGGUUUUCUUCGUGCGACGACCGGGGCGCGCCCAAAGAGCUUCCCUUUGCGUGAUUAGGUUGCUCGGUCGAUUGUAGAAGCCGAGCCUCAUCGAACAGACCGGAUUGUAUACCAUCACUGGGUAGUGAGUGUGGUUGAUGGUGUAGUUUAGGUUGCUCGAGCCGGUUCCGCCGGGUUGGGUUUGAGAUUCAGCAAUGAUGAAAUUUUGAUGCCACUUGCUGAGAAGAUCUUCAACAGCGUUGCCUGCUGGUGUGGCUGAGGAAGCUGUA
Molecule: messenger RNA, 1031 nt
Organism: Colletotrichum destructivum
Lineage: Eukaryota; Fungi; Ascomycota; Sordariomycetes; Glomerellales; Glomerellaceae
Product: Putative hemerythrin
Exons: 3
Coding region: 43-816 (257 amino acids)
Source: RefSeq, a predicted model, not a curated record